ACUGUACUGAUUCCGGCACGCAAUAAUAGAAGACAAGAGACAAGGGGUAGGUAAGAUGGCUGGCCUUCUUAAGGAGAGGCCAUCUGUUAAUUAGUACUACCUGAUUUCAAGCAAAGGCUUGAUCAGAAUUAAUCCAUUUAAUUCUGCUCUGCCUUGCAAGGAACUUUGCCUGCAGGCUUCUCCAUGGAUUCCAACUCCAUCCAGCGUUUGGCUGGCAAGGUGGCUAUCAUUACCGGUGGAGCCAGUGGCAUCGGAAAGGUUACAGCAAAGGAGUUCAUCAAGAAUGGUGCCAAGGUCAUCAUCGCCGAUGUCCAGGACGAGCUCGGCCACUCUGCGGCGGCCAAGCUCGGCCCGGACGCCUCGUACACGCACUGCGAUGUCACCGACGAGGCGCAGGUCGAGGCGGCCGUGGACCUCGCUGUGAGGCUCCACGGCCACCUCGACAUCCUCUACAACAACGCUGGCAUCAUCGGCGCCAUGCCGCAGGACGACAUGGCGUCCGUCGACCUCGCCAACUUCGACCGCAUGAUGGCGAUCAACGCCCGGGCGGCGCUCGUCGGCAUCAAGCACGCCGCGCGCGUCAUGGCGCCGCGCCGCAGCGGCGUCAUCCUCUGCACGGCGAGCGACGCGGGCGUCAUGCCCAUCCCGAACAUCGCCAUGUACUCCGUCUCCAAGGCGACCACCAUCGCCAUCGUGCGCGCCGCGGCGGAGCCGCUGUCGCGCCACGGCCUGCGGGUGAACGCCAUCUCGCCGACGGGCACCAGGACGCCGAUGAUGAUGCAUAUCAUCUCCCAGAUGACCCCCGGCGUGGGCGAGGACGACCUGGAGCGGAUGGCGGACGCCGCCAUCAGCGCCGGCGUGGCCAUCGAGCCGGAGUACGUCGCGAGGGCGGCGGUGUACCUCGCCUCCGACGAGGCCAAGUACGUCAACGGGCAUAACCUCGUCGUCGACGGCGGCUUCACAACGCAUAAAGGAGACGACAAUCGCAUGAAUUAAUGACACACCCAACUAAUUAAUCGAUCGAACACCCUUGUUCGUCGACUCGUCAGAAUAAUAAGGUUGUGGUGCAUAUGUACGUGCAUUGCACUUGAUAGUGCAGCGGCAAGGAGUGUGUCCCUCCAAUUCUCGUUUUUUUAUUCCCGAAUUUUGGCUAAUAUAUAUGUUCUCAGAGUUAUAAAAACACCGUUACUUUUUUUUAUAAUAGAAUAGAAUAUUUCGGCAUUUGCUAA
This is a messenger RNA of Oryza sativa Japonica Group (Japanese rice), 1229 nucleotides long. Its product is annotated as momilactone A synthase-like. The record is from RefSeq and is a predicted model, not a curated record. NCBI's taxonomy places the organism in Eukaryota, Viridiplantae, Streptophyta, Magnoliopsida, Poales, Poaceae.